AAUACAGUAUGUACUACAAUCAAUAAAAUUUAAAGUUUGCUUUCAUAAUGGAUUUGUAUUCUGAUAUUAAAAAGUUAACACAAAUACCUCAGGCAGAUGAAAAUGUUGUAUUUAUUCGUCGAAAAGAAUCUUAUGCACUUAAACAAAAUCAGAAAUUGAAGAACCUUAAAUCUCCACCAAAUGAAAAUCUAUAUGAUCUAGAUGAUAGUCAGAGUUAUGAUAAGUCUCUGAAGUGUUCCUUACAUGAAAAUGAAAUUGCAUCUUCUAUACAUGAAGCUAAUUGUGGUAUUAGUUACGCAAAUGAAAACAUUGAAAAACAUUGGAAAAAUAGGCAAAUGAAAACUAAUUCUAAUUCUAAGGAUAAUAUUUUUCCAGAAACUUUAGUACCUAAUAAUUGCCAUGAAAAUUCCUCUACAGAAGUUUGUAAUACAAUAUCUAUGUUAAGAACUAAUGAAAACAAAAGAACAGAAGAUGCAGAAGAUAUUUUAAAAAAGUGUGGACUUAAUAGAAAUGCACUAAUUAAAGGACUGCUAAACAACCACAUAAUAUCAGUUAAAGAUUUGGAUAUACCAAAUGACUAUACAGAUGUAAAAAGUAAAAAAUGUAUCAACGUACAGAAAGAAAACGUUCCAUCUGAAAACACUUUAUAUCAAGAAGAUUGUAUGAAAUUAGUUCAGUGUCCAGAAGAUCCAGAAGUAUUUGUUCAAUCUUUACAAGUUCAUGGUCAUAUAGAUGAAAGUAAAUAUAAAAAUAUUGACUUUACUGUACCACACAUAGGUAAAAAGAAUAUAGUUACACCACGACAAUAUUUCAUUAAUACGGAUUCUAAUUUUGACUUUAUAAAAAAGAAUGUAGAGAACUAA
Eufriesea mexicana is the source of this 863-nucleotide messenger RNA. RefSeq lists its product as uncharacterized. NCBI's taxonomy places the organism in Eukaryota, Metazoa, Arthropoda, Insecta, Hymenoptera, Apidae. The transcript has 5 exons. Bases 48 to 863 code for a protein of 271 amino acids. The record is from RefSeq and is a predicted model, not a curated record.